This is a messenger RNA of Odocoileus virginianus texanus, 2669 nucleotides long. RefSeq names its product PRELI domain containing 3A (gene PRELID3A). Gene Ontology annotation, cellular component: mitochondrial intermembrane space. Gene Ontology annotation, biological process: phospholipid transport. The record is from RefSeq and is a predicted model, not a curated record. Lineage: Eukaryota; Metazoa; Chordata; Mammalia; Artiodactyla; Cervidae. Gene Ontology annotation, molecular function: phosphatidic acid transfer activity.
GGAGCCGAGCAUCCCCAGGUCUGGAGCAUCCCUGGCCGCGCUCUGCGGUGUGAUGAGGGUCUGGAGCUCAGAGCAUGUGUUCGGCCACCCGUGGGACACGGUCAUCAAGGCGGCCAUGAGGAAGUACCCGAAUCCCAUGAACCCCUGUGUUGUGGGUGUUGACGUGCUGGAGCGCAGUGUGGAUGGCCGGGGCCGGCUUCACAGCCACCGCCUCCUUAGCACCGAGUGGGGGCUGCCCAGCCUCGUGAGAGCGAUUUUGGGGACCAGUAGGACUUUGACAUACAUCAGAGAACAUUCUAUCGUGGAUCCAGUGGAAAAGAAAAUGGAGCUCUGCUCCACCAAUAUCACACUCACAAACUUGGUGUCGGUGAGUGAGAGGCUGGUGUACACAUCCCACCCGGAGGACCCAGGAAAGACCGUGCUCACUCAGGAAGCUGUCAUCACCGUGAAGGGAGUCAGCCUGGGCAGCUAUCUGGAGAGUUUAAUGGCCAACACGAUAUCGUCCAACGCAAAGAAGGGCUGGGCUGCUAUUGAGUGGAUAAUUGAAAAUGCGGAACGUGCACUGAGCUAACGAGGCCUGCAGCGUCCCCUGUGCUUAGCGGCGGUAACUACAGGAUUCCUGAACCGGGAGGAUGUGGCGCCCACAGGGCUCCCAGCGGCGUGUGCGGCCUGCGUGCUGGGAGGGGUCUGCGGGAUGCACCUCUGUGCGGGGCCCCGCCCUGUAGAGAAAGACCGAACUGGUUUCAUCCUUGUCCUGAUGCACCAGCUUGUUUUGUGGCGAGAUUUGUGUUCAGGUUUGUCAUCUCGUCUCCAAGGGCAGUUCGGCUUUUCCUGCAAGCGGUUCUCAGCACGCAGUCAUGUGUUCUGGGACUGCUGUAUCCUUAGCAGGAGGGUCUCACCAGCAGGUCCAGUGUGGAGGGCUGAUCUGAAGGGGAUUUUAUUGAGAAUAAGACUGGAGUGCCUGCCCAUGAUCUUGUGCGGAUGCCCUGGGCCCAGGUGUCAGCACUGUGACCAGUAGGCCACCCUUCCUGUUGCUGCCAGCCGUGUGCCAUCACUGGUCCUUUGUUUUUAGUGCUUGAACUUUUAGUGCUCGAAGUCAUUUCCCAGCAUCUCUUUGAGCUUCUCAAAUACUCUGUUUUCUUCUCCUGAGCCUUUGGGGUGUCAGGGCAGAUUUGACGCUGGUGUGGUCAGCAGUCAUCUCUGCUUCAUAAGGUCAGGGUUCACUGCUCCCUCUGCUGAGAGGAUCCUUCCUCUCCUGCCCUGGAACUCCUCCUACUCUUGGCUUUUCAAGCUCUGGCCCCACUUCCCACCCUCAGUUGGUCUGUCUGCAGCACAUAUGCACACUUGAUUCUUCAGUCAGCAGGCAUGAGCCCUAUGGCUUGGGCUCCUUUAAAGAGCUUCCUGCUUUUUGCCUAAGGCACUGAUGCAUAGGUUUGCCAGAACCUUCACCUUGAACCCAAGGUCAUGGCCUUCUUCCUUGAAUGCACCACUAAGCUGAUCACAGGCAGAGAGCCUACCUGACUGCUGAGCAUCCUACUUGCAUGUGUGCAUGUGUGUUUGGUGUGUGUCUGAUGCUGCUGCUUUGUUGUGGACCCUAUCACAUUCUCUUGCCUCACAAACUAGAGCUCAGCUGCCUCAAUCUUUAAUCUGAUGCCUCACCAAAAUAAGAAAGAGAAGCGAAGGAAGAAGCGAGUCUGGAGCAUGGUCCUGGCUGGACUGGGAGAGGUGGGAGCUCCCGGGUCAUAGCCAUCGUCACCAGCCACCAUCAGGCUGGUCGGCCGUGACCUUACAGCACAGCAGGCCUGACCAGUGGCUCUGCCUGUGGGGCAGACCUGCUGGGAGCAGGGCAGGCUGCCAUGCUGCCCACUGCACGUCAAGCCUACACGCCUGCUCUGCUGAGCCUGAGCCUGGUUUGCUCAGACGGCUAUGGGGCCUCAUCUGUCCCCACCUCAGUCUCAGUUCUCCUGCCAACUCUUGGGGUCUUGCUAAAGAGCUUUCUCUUUGCAGAGGAUACCCUAUUCCCCUCCCUUGCCCUUGAUCCACAGGCUCACUGCCUGUCUCUUCACACAUCUGGCCAUCAGCUGUUACCUCAGACAUAGCUGACGUGUGUCCCUGUCUUACCCCUUCACGGAUAUGCACAUGCUAGAGUCGGGCUUCCACCCUGACGGGGACACAGGGACAGUUAGGAUUGGCCUGGAGAGCCAUUUGCUCUGUCCUCUGGCUGUGAUGAGACUAUGCACCGUCUGGGACCGCCACCUGGACUGCAGCCUGGGCUGGUGGUUCCAAGCUCUCAGCUGUUCUGCUGACAUCAAGGUACCUCCAACCAGGAUUUUAAUUUUCUCAAUUUUCAAAAAUAAAAUUUUUGUGUGUUUUAAAUGAUAAUUCUAGAGAAGCUCUCCUCCAUAAAGGAGGGGUGGAACUGUAUUCUACCACAUUUUUUUAGAUACUGCUUUUCUUUUGAUAUCAAUACUUCCAAUCCAAAAUUAAAAUUCAUUUUUGAGACUUUUAUGUACAUAGCUUUUAAAGGUAAAAGAUUUAUGACAAAAACAAUCCCUCUAACCCUUUUCACACAGCAUGCUUCUACCCUUCUGUAGACACUCUUGGCAGUUUUGGCAUUUACUGUUAGAUUCCUAAAAUAAAUGAGCAUACUCUGCUAUUUCUUGAUUCAA